This is a messenger RNA of Aspergillus novofumigatus IBT 16806, 679 nucleotides long. RefSeq lists its product as uncharacterized. The transcript has a single exon. NCBI's taxonomy places the organism in Eukaryota, Fungi, Ascomycota, Eurotiomycetes, Eurotiales, Aspergillaceae. The record is from RefSeq and is a predicted model, not a curated record. Bases 55 to 288 code for a protein of 77 amino acids.
CCACAGAUCGGAUCUAAAAUGUAGACUACAUAGAUAAGAAGCACGAAACAUGGGAUGUCCCACCCGUAUCUGUGCCCCAGCGCAUAUUCUUUGCAACAGUGGCUCUUCAGUAGGCGGAUCCUGAUAUUCGGCUGGAUGAUUACUUUCUACCUCCUCGCUCAUGGGAUGGAACCAGAUGCAUAUCUGUCCGACACGCAAUCCGAUUCCGUGGACGAGGAAGCCUUGAUGUGCCGGAUGCGAUGGAAAACAGGACAAAGAAAACUACAGCAAGAAAAGCGCUCAUCCUGAAGACGGUUGUCGGUAUCAUGAUACAGCAGGCCAGACGGCGAGAACGAGGAAGAGAAGCUAUGAGAAUCCUAUGCAUGGAAUGGAUUGACCGGGUUGAAUUGGAUGGAAUUUCUUCAAGUCUUCAUUGACUCAUGGUAAAAGAAAAUGAUUUUCGGACAUCAUCAAUUCCCAGACGUAACUCAUCUAACGGCCCGUCUUUUCCUAUCCGAACCGACCAUCCAAAUCAGUAUGCGAGCUCUCUGACCAUGAUUCGACAGAUGUAGCACUUACAUCCAAGCAACCCGUCAGGCACCGCAAACACCAGAAAAGGUCAAAUCUCGCGUUUACCGCUGGCGGCUGGCGGACCAGACGUUGCGGACGUAGCCAUCGCGCUGGCAGAGACGGUUCAGGG